UUAAAAAUCAGUUUUUUUUUCGUUUUGUGGUCAUUUUUUUCAUAAUCAUCAUAUCGUGAUUGGCGAAAAAAUCAAUCAUCAUGAUUUUAAUGCAAAAAUUAUUUGUUCUAUCAUUAUUGGUGAUCAUUUUGGUCAUUAGUUUUAGAAAUGAAUAUUUCAAUGAUGAUACAUCACCAAGAUUGUUUAAUCCGAUUAUAAUUGUCGAAGCAUAUCGUGUCAAAUCAACUACCGAUCCAAGUUUUGAAUGUUCAGGAUGUGCCCGAACAAGAUUGAUUGGAUGUUUUCAUGGACAAUGCAGUUAUCGGUGUUAUCGUAGUUGUACGAACGGUACAAAUGUGGUCAUUGAGGCACAUCGAUUUGUAUUGGAAGGUCAACGUCGUCGUCGCCGGAAACGUUAUGUUAAUUAAAGUUAAUAGAAUUGGCUCAUCAUCAUCAUCAUCAUCAUCAUCAUCAUCAACAACAACAUUUUAUCAAAACAUAUAAAAAUUAAU
This is a messenger RNA of Dermatophagoides pteronyssinus (European house dust mite), 491 nucleotides long. RefSeq lists its product as uncharacterized. NCBI's taxonomy places the organism in Eukaryota, Metazoa, Arthropoda, Arachnida, Sarcoptiformes, Pyroglyphidae. The record is from RefSeq and is a predicted model, not a curated record.